UUAUGUUCGUUUUAAGGUUUAUGCGAAGUAUUAUAUUAAUUAUUUGUGCUGAAUUUUAUAGUAGUGGUAGUAUUGUGCUAAAAUGUAAUGAAAGUAUGAUAAUAGGAAAGCGGUUUCACACUGUUUUUGAAGGUAAACCUUACGCAGCUUUUUACGAUAUACCUUACGCGGAUGCGCCUAUCAACGAAUUGAGGUUUAAGCCACCAAUAUUACGAAGUAAAUGGUUGUGUAACGAAAUAUAUGAGUUCAAUCAUGAAAACAUCCAAAAGAAAUUUACAGAAGACUGUUUAUAUUUAUCAGUUAAUAUGCCACUUUGUGCUGAAACAAAAUUACCGGUUCUCGUUUGGUUACACGAAAACUCACCAUGGCAUGGCCCCGAUUUUUUAAUAGAUGAGGACGUAUUAAUAGUAACUGUAUCGUUCAGGACAUCGAUUUUCGGCUUUCUCAACACAGAAGAUGAAUUCGCCGAAGGAAAUAUGGGAGCUAAGGACAUAUUAACCGCUUUAAAAUGGCUCCACGACAAUAUUAGUUUAUUUAAUGGGGAUCGAAAACGAAUAACUGUUGCUGGAGCGGGAAUAGCUAGUACACCAGUCGCGUCAAUGUUAAUAUCACCUGCUGUUAAAGAUUUAAUAGCGGGAGCCAUCAUUUUUGAUGGAAGCGCGUUAUCACCGUCUGAAUACAAAAAUGUCAACUUCGAAAUAGCAAGUAAAUUAUUCACGAAACUAAAAGGUCCAUUUAAAAAUUUUUAUAGAAAAGAAUUGUAUCAAUCUCUUAAUAAUAGUCCGACGGAGAAAUUGCUAUCGGCAUCUCGAGAACUUUUCGAUAGCACUGAAGUCAGAGAUAAUCAAAGAUUGAUUAAUUCUUUCGGAUGUUCCCUCGAGAUUGCUUCCAGAAAUAAUUCAUUUAUGAAAUGGACUCCUGUAGAAAUGUACAGAAAAAAAUCUGUAAACAAUGUUCCCGUUAUAAUAGGAUAUACGACGCUGAAGACAUUAUAUAAAUUAAAAGGACUGGUCGAUAACAGAAAUCUAUUAAUAUACUUAAAUUAUAACUUCCAAUAUUUACUACCAUUUGAAGGGAAAGCCGAUGAAUAUGAAUCGGAUAGAUAUAAGAAGAUAAAGCGUCGAAUAAUAGAUUUUUAUUUCCUCAACGGUACAAUAGGAGAGCGUAGCUUGAGACGGUAUGCAAAAUAUCUAUCAGACGUGGAUUUAUACCCGUUGCUUCGUCAAGCGGUUUUACAAAGCCAAACCUCGCAGUGCCCAGUUUAUUUGUGGAGAUUCGCUUUGAAAGGCUCCCUUAAUAUUGGCUGGAGGAAUUUCGUACCAAAUUUAAAUUGGUCGGGAGCAACUUUAGAUGACGAAAUAUGUUACCUAUUCAAAUGUAAAUCUCUAAAUCACGUCUAUAGCGGCUUGGAGCCGAAUGAAAGAGACUUCAUUAAGAAAAUUGUAAGAUUAUUGGCAAAUUUUAUUAAACAUGGGAAUCCUACACCAUAUUCGAGGGAUGAUGUUUUGGAUAACUCGCAAUGGCUACCCUUGAGUGGUAGUGGCCAAUUACAAGCAUUGAAUUGUGGCCGAAAAACAAUUAAAAUGAUGAACAUUCCGGAGCAACAUCGAUUUGAUUUUUGGAAUCGAUUAAAAAACGAUUUCUUUUGAAAACA
This is a messenger RNA of Colias croceus (clouded yellow), 1654 nucleotides long. Its product is annotated as juvenile hormone esterase-like. The record is from RefSeq and is a predicted model, not a curated record. NCBI's taxonomy places the organism in Eukaryota, Metazoa, Arthropoda, Insecta, Lepidoptera, Pieridae. Bases 3 to 1649 code for a protein of 548 amino acids. The transcript has 3 exons.